GCGAAAACCCUGGGUAACAAGGGCGGAUUAGUGGGAAAGGCAGCCAAUCGUAAGUGACUACAAAUUACGUCAUUUUUAUGUCGUCGUAUCGCAAGAAAAAUUCAACUCAACGUAACAGUCGCAAGCGCUCGUUUUGGACUCUGGAUGGAGUUCAACGUCGUAAGUUCAACUUUCGUAAGCGGCUGAAAAUUGCUUGUUUAUCUGCGGCCCAACACGAUCAACGCAAACGUCGUUGACGUGUUGACGUCGGCAUUAUUUCAACUUUGCGUAAAGCCUGGUUUCCUGUCGACGUAAAGAUCAGAAUUUCUUACGUUUCAUACGUUUCUUACGAUUCUUACGACAAGUUGAAAUAAUGUCGACGUCAACGACGUUUGCGUUGAUCAUUUUCAUAUUUUAUUUCAAACCAGGAAAUAAAUACGCAAGUGUUUCCGUGGCUCAGAUAAAACAAGGUCGGCUAGACGAAGAAAACGACGACUUUGCAGUAAAGGUGUUGGCCGUAGUGUAAAGAUAAAGUUCUCCUCGUUUCACAGAGAAGUGUCCCAAUAGGGGUGUCCUAAAGGAAGGGCUCUACUUUAUCGAUAAUGGAACAAGCCUAUAGUGACCAUGGAGGAAAUAAAGAAUGGCUGAAAGUAAUCUAUGUCAAUUCUUCGAAGACCUAGAAGGAAAGUUUUUGGAAUGUGCAAUUUGUUCUAGAAGACUUCAACAACCAACAACAUUGCCAUGCCUCCAUGCCUUCUGUUUGGUAUGUCUUCAGAAUGUGUUUAAACAAAAGGAAGAACUGGCCUGCCCUACCUGCUUUCAGACAUACAGAAUUCCAGAGGAAGAACUCCAAAAUCUUCCGCCAAAUACAUUUAUAAUAAAUUUACUGAAAUCUGGUAUACAAGUGGAGAAAGAAGGCAAGGUACGGUGCGUGUGUGGUAAAAAUAAUGCCAAUUUUCACUGUCAAGAUUGUGUGAAGUAUUUUUGCUGUUCUUGCAAAGAGCAACAUGAAAUAUUUCCUCAAUUAACGUAUCAUAUUAUUCGUCCAAGUGAUGAUACAAACAAUUCAGUGACAUGUCUUGAGCUUUCACUGAAUGACCGCGUUUGUUCACUCCACAAAAACAAGGUUUUAGAGUGUUAUUGCCAGGUUUGUAAAACUCCGAUUUGCACAAGCUGUGCUAUUACAGAUCACAAGGAACACCAAUUUAUUGACAUUUCUGAUGCUUUCAAAAUCUUCAUGAAAACUACAGUUCAUGCUAAGCGAGAUUUGGAAGAAUUCAGAACAUCGGUAAAGAGUAGCUGGGAAAAAGUUCAGCAGAAUGCCAUACAACUUGAGAAAAACAACGUGAAAUGUAAGACUGAUAUCAAUACAUUUGCUGCCGAAAUGAAAAACAUGAUCAACGAAAUGGAAAAAAGAUUACUUAAAGAUCUUGAUGUGUUGUACACUAAAAAGAAAAAGACUAACAGCAGUCAAAUUGAUAAGCUAACUGCAAUCUUAUCUGAUAUGAACAUAAAAUGGAAUUUCAUGUCGCAGUUAUUAACAAGUGAAAAACCAACUGUUUUGUUAUCAAGUCAUGAGGCAGUGAUGGCACUUCAAGAAAAAAUGAUGGAGUUGGCAAAAAAUAUUGAUCCAAAAGAGAAUGGAGAGUUACAUUUUAUUCAGGAAAACGAGUUUUUAAAGAACAUUGGACGUAUUGUAGAACACCCAAUAGCUGAUACCAAGUUCACCAUAGAUUCGUUGACUGUUACACAGGGACAGACGUUUGAUGUUAAAUUAAAUAAAGGUGCCAAAAUUGACGAUAUUGCUAGCAAUAUUACAGCGACUUUGACACAAGUAAUCGAAGAAACGUCUACUAUUAGCCCUAAAGUAGAGCAACAAAGUAAUGGAGAAUGUAUUAUUACAGCGAUGUGUUCCAGUCCUGGUGUUUGGAAACUAGAUGUCACUUUAAAUGAAGAACCAAUCAAAGGCUCUCCGCUCAUCAUAAAUGUAGAGCGCCGAUCAUUGGAAGACACUAUUGAGAUUAAUAAAAUGGUAACAGAUAUUGCAAUAUUUGAAGACAGAUAUCUGUUAAUCUGUUUUCUGUCAAGUCAGAUGCUUAAAAUAGAACAAUCAACAAAUGUAAAAAGUAUAAUAAAUAUCUCACAAAAUGCUAGUGUUCAUAGAGUGUACCAAUUAAAAACGAGUGGCCACAUUGUGUUUAGCGACACAGCUAACAAGUGCAUACACAUCUGCAAACCAGAUGGUAACAUGAUAAAAUCAAUCGGUAAAAAUUUGAUGAUGUAUCCAUGUGGUUUAGAUGUUAAUGAAAGCACCAAUACUGUUUAUGUUGCAGAUUUUUUAAAAGAUUGCAUAUUUACCGUCAAUUUAGUUAAUGAUCAACAAAUUAGCAUAAUUGGAGUUAAAGGCAGUGAAAAUGGCCAAUUUAGUAGCCCAAAGGAUGUUACCAUAACAAAGGAGGGUAAUCUUAUUGUAGCGGACACAUGGAAUCACAGAAUACAAAUGUUCGACAGUGAAGGUUCAUUCAUUAAAGUUUUAGUACAACAAGGCAAUGAAGAUGGUAAUGUGAUAUUUCCAUGUGCCGUAUUAGUAGAUCACGAUGAAAACAUAAUUGUGGCAAGUGAACAUAAACUUCAGCUUUUUACAAAAAUGGGAGAAUUUGUUAAGAGAAUUGACAGACAAAAUGACGGGGUAAAGAAUCCUCAGGGAUUGUGCAUGGCAUCUCAGAACCCAAGAAGAGUUGCUGUGACAAAUCUGGGGUACGAAAAUGUAAAAAUAUUUAACUACUAAUGUAAGAAUUGUUUGCGUACUAAGGAAUUAUUUAACUAUGUUUAUUUAUGAUUCUACAGUUAAGAUAUAACAUAUAUUUAUUUUACAAUAAAGUUGACCUGUAUCUUGUAAAAAUAACCAACAUUUAGAGAAAACAGCCGUAAUAUUUAUGAGGCAUAGUGAGAUGACAUACUGUAUACGGUACGGUAUUAGGUCGGACAUCCUGGAUAACGUUACAAGCCAACUUUCACAUUGGACGGGAGACUCAGUCGUUGGAUUUAAGUCUCGACUAAACAACAAUCCAUCCAAAAAUUGUGGUUUUUCCGUCCAAUGUGAAAGCUGGCAUAAAACAACAUACAAAUUUAACCAGUGCAAACAGUGUAAAGCUCGUUAGAUAGUUUUAAAACCAUAUUCAUAGAGGGUGACCCUUCUAGCGUUUCAUAGAAGGUCGCCUGAUAUUCAGGGCCCCUCUUAAAUAAAUGAAAUAAUGUGAUGCUUUUAUUAGCAAAAUGUCUAUGCUUUAUGAGUCUUGGGAGUGGAAUUGAUUUUACUCGUGAGAAAAAGUCCUACUGUUACAGGAAUUGAACCCAAAACCUUGGUCUGAGAAUGCAAGCAUCUUCUAAGCUAUUCAAGUCUAUAUUUCAAAGAUACCGUAAAACCUCGAAUAGAAAACCUGUGGUUCUUUUUUAGGACCACUGGAUGGGUUUGAAUAAUAAAAGUACUACAUCGAAAAGAAGCCUAUACUAUCUUAAUUAGAAGGCCAUGUUUUUCUUUCUGAGAUGGGAUUCUUUUUUAAAUUACUUUAGCAAAGAGGGGGCGUCUACAUCUCUCUUGCCGGCUAACACUGGUACACAUCCAUUAUGCAAUUUCGUUUUUCGUUUAACUGGCAUGUCGUAUAUUCUUUAUAUGAUUAUCUGCACAGCCUUUGUUUUUAAUACGACACUGUUAACUAUUAUUUUGUGUUGAUUCCUAUUGUUUAGUAGGCCUAAUACACUCUUUUCCGAAGGCCUAUAGAGUAUCAACUAAGUAAGUCUCAUCAAAACAUUUUAAAAUAAAAAUUCAUUUUUUUUAAAUCUUGUAAUGUAUCAUAAAUAAUUGUUGAUGAGGAAUCUGCCGGAUUGAAAAAUGUCGUCUCAAACACAGGCACUCCAUCUUAGGUCAUCAUAUAAGUUUUUUUUAACUUCAGUUUCUUCCAUUUCUUCCUACUUAUUUAGAAGACAUGAAUUGUGUAAUUGUAUUUUGUUUAUUUCCAGAAACAAAUGUUUAUUGUAGUGUAUUGUAUUAUUUUUAAAGCAAAUUGCAGCAUCACUGUUUUUAUAAAAUGUUUUCUAAAAGGUAUGAUUGCGAGACGUUGCAGGUUUGAAUCGUUCAAUAACCGAACAUUUUAUUGAAUAUCUAUGCUUGAUACGAUUAUAGCAUUUUGUUCCUAUUCGAGCACUGUUAUUAUUUGUCUAUUUGUUUGUUUUGCGUUUACAUUGCUACGCAGCAAACCUAAUUUCAAAAUUAUUUGCAGUAUUAUGAGUUUUCCAAGCUGUGAACUAUGGGUUUAGCCAUAGCUCCACUACAAUAUGUGAGCGUUUCAGUCAGUGGUAUGA
This is a messenger RNA of Anneissia japonica, 4341 nucleotides long. RefSeq names its product E3 ubiquitin-protein ligase TRIM71-like. Gene Ontology annotation, molecular function: protein binding; ubiquitin-protein transferase activity; zinc ion binding. NCBI's taxonomy places the organism in Eukaryota, Metazoa, Echinodermata, Crinoidea, Comatulida, Comatulidae. Gene Ontology annotation, biological process: positive regulation of DNA-templated transcription. The coding region runs from base 620 to 2767 and encodes 715 amino acids. Gene Ontology annotation, cellular component: chromatin; nucleoplasm. The record is from RefSeq and is a predicted model, not a curated record. The transcript has 3 exons.